Messenger RNA from Equus caballus (horse), 8693 nucleotides. It is a transcript of the gene SH2B1, whose product is annotated as SH2B adaptor protein 1. The record is from RefSeq and is a predicted model, not a curated record. NCBI's taxonomy places the organism in Eukaryota, Metazoa, Chordata, Mammalia, Perissodactyla, Equidae. Gene Ontology annotation, cellular component: plasma membrane. Gene Ontology annotation, biological process: intracellular signal transduction. Gene Ontology annotation, molecular function: transmembrane receptor protein tyrosine kinase adaptor activity.
GGGUGGGGUGCGGAGCGCCAUAGGCAGGAGGGACGCCGGGCCCGGGGAGUGCAGCAGACAGGGCUGGCCCCGGGGAAUGGGCUGGUAGAGCGUGUCCAGAGAGGAGAGUAGGGUCGGAGUGAAUUGACCACCGGGCCCAGAGGGUCCGAGCCGAGAGCGGAGCCUGCACCCUCCACCACCCGCCCUUCGGGAAAUAGCAGAACUGAGCCAAGAGGCAGGUGCAUCGGGAAAAUGUGUCUGAGUCCUGCUUGGCAGAAGAGAAACUGAGUCACCAGCUCGGGAGCCGCAGGGUCAGCAGGCCUGAAAGGGGCUGGGUCUGCCUGUGGUGCAGAGAGUUGGGUGGGCCUGUGUGAGCUGAGGUGGCCUCUGCCUGGAGAUUGGUCUCUGCUGUGUCUGCACCUCUUGGCUCGGUUUCCCUGUGCUCCAUGACUCUUGCGUCUCCUGGCUUCUUCUUGUUGGUUUGGAAUUGUCCUUAUGGUUGGAGCUAUCUAAGUGUGUAGGGCCUAGGCCAAGGAGGAAGGGGUGGGGUCGCUGACUGUGGGUAGGAGUCUGAGAUUUGGGGAGACUUUCCUGAGCUGCCCUUGCCCCAGUCCUGGUGCCAAUCAUCUUCCAUAUAAUAUGGGAGAGGAGCGUUAACAAAAGAGCCAUGGAUUGUAAAUCCCAGCUCUGCCAGUCGCUAGUUGUAAGACCUUGGGAAGGCUCUUCGCUUCUCUAAUUUUUCUUUUAGAAAUUGGAACCCAUAAAGAUGGUCAUAAUGGCAGUCAUUUAUUGUGUGCUUACUUUGUGUCAAGCACUGACAUGUUCCAUUUAAUGUUCCCAACAAUUCUAGAGGAUAGGGAUCAUUAGCUCUGUUUUAUAGAUACAAAAACUGAAGCUCAGAGAGGACAUAUAAUUUGUUCAAGAUCACACAGCUAAUAGGUGGCAGAGCAGGGAUUUCAUCCCAAGUCUGAUUCCAGAACCCAUCACCUUAAGCACCAGGCUAACAAGCCUUUAGGGCGCACUCCCCAGUGAGAGAAGAGGAAGGUGGAAAAUCUUAGGGUCCCAGCUCCCUGUUAUGUUUUAUUUACUUUGUGGCUAGCGAAGACUUGCCCUGACCCAACCUACGGUCAUUCCUCGCCUGGUGCUGUUGCCUCUGGGCUCCAGAUUGAAGGGGCACCAAAGAAGUGGGCUGGGGCCUUUCCAAGCUUCCUUCACACGGUGCUUGGGUGCUGGGCCCUGGGGUCAGCUUUCAAGACAAUUGCUGUUUCAAUCUGUGAUCCAUCCAUCCUCCGUAUGAACAACCUCCCUCAGAGCUGGACCUCAGGAUGCACAAGGCAGGGUCUCUAAGCUCUGCAGGCCUAACUCUUCUGAGAGCUAGGGCAGUGAAGGGCUGUGACAGGCUGGCCCGGCCAGUUACUGGGGACAAGGACUAUGCAGUGGGAAAAACAGUAGACUUGGAGUUCUGAAACUUUUCUGAGCUUCAGUUUCCCCAUCUAUUAUAGAGGUUAUUAAAAUCUCUCACGGGGAAAGGUAAGAACAGAACGUGGGAAGCAUGUAAUGUUGAAGGAUCUGCUUUAGAGAAGGGAGGUGAUGUGAGAAAGAUUCGUUUUUAGGGGAAGGUGCUCCACAGCCGGCUGUCGCUUCUGGAACCAAAGCCAGGGAAAGCGGCUUGGGAAGGCAGCAGGAUAGGUGCAGGCUAGACUUUGGAGAGCUGGUCGUCUGGGGCUCGUGGGGUGCAAGGAUCUGGGAAGGGGAAGGGAGGCAGUUUGAUGUGCUUCCCCAUUGCGUUCUGAGGAGUCUAGACCAGAACAGGGAGUCUGGCUCGGGGUGGGGCUCUGCCCCCAGUCCCACCUCAGCAGUGACUCGGUGUAUGUGCCUCUCUUCCUUCUGCAGCUGCUGCCGCUCACCCCGUGUCUUCUGGCUGCUUCCCUCUUUGCUGCCCCUCCCCACAGGCUCCCCCUCUCCACCUCUUGGGGACCAUCAUGAAUGGUGCCCCUCCUCCAGAGGAUGGGGCCUCCCCCUCUCCUCCUCCCUUGCCACCACCCCCUCCCCCAAGUUGGCGGGAGUUCUGUGAGUCCCAUGCCCGGGCUGCUGCCCUGGAUUUUGCCCGCCGUUUUCGCCUCUACCUGGCCUCCCACCCCCAAUAUGCAGGGCCCGGGGCUGAGGCUGCCUUCUCCCGCCGUUUUGCUGAGCUCUUCCUGCAGCACUUUGAAGCUGAGGUGGCCCGGGCCUCCGGCUCCCUCUCGCCACCCGUCCUGGCUCCUCUGAGUCCUAGUGUGGAGAUCCCGCCACAUGACCUGUCCCUUGAGAGCUGCAGGGUGGGCGGGCCCCUGUCUGUGCUGGGCCCUUUUCGAUCAUCUGAGGACCUGGCCGGCCCCCUCCCUUCCUCAGUCUCUUCCUCUUCUACGACCUCCUCGAAGCCGAAGCUAAAGAAACGCUUCUCCCUCCGCUCAGUGGGUCGCUCCGUCCGCGGUUCAGUCCGUGGGAUCCUGCAGUGGCGGGGGACUGUUGACCCUCCCUCCCCAGCUGGGCCCCUAGAGACCUCAUCAGGCCCCCCAGUCCUAGGUGGAAACAGCAACUCCAACUCCUCUGGUGGGGCUGGGACCAUUGGCAGGGGACUGGUUAGUGAUGCAACAUCCCCUGGGGACAGAUGGACUCACCGUUUUGAGAGGCUAAGACUCAGUCGGGGAGGGGGAGCCUUGAAGGAUGGAGCAGGGAUGGUACAGAGGGAAGAGCUGCUGAGUUUCAUGGGGGCUGAAGAGGCAGCCCCUGACCCAGCUGGAGUGGGCCGGGGAGGAGGGGCAGCUGGGCCUACGUCAGGGGGAGGAGGGCAACCUCAGUGGCAGAAGUGUCGCUUACUGCUUCGAAGUGAAGGAGAAGGAGGAGGAGGAAGUCGUCUGGAGUUCUUUGUACCACCCAAGGCGUCUCGGCCUCGACUCAGCAUUCCCUGCUCUACUAUCACAGAUGUGCGGACUACCACAGCCCUGGAGAUGCCUGACCGGGAGAACACAUUUGUGGUUAAGGUGGAAGGCCCCUCGGAGUAUAUCCUGGAGACAGCUGAUGCUCUACACGUGAAGGCUUGGGUGUCUGACAUCCAAGAAUGUCUGAGCCCGGGGGAGAACAUAGACAGCUUGGAGCUGCCCUGCCUGAAUCACUCAGAGAGUCUGCCCAGCCAGGAUCUGCUGCUGGGACCCAGUGAGAGCAACGACCGCCUGUCGCAGGGGGCAUAUGGGGGCCUCUCAGACCGCCCCUCGGCAUCUAUCUCCCCCAGUUCUGCCUCCAUUAACGCCUCCCAUUUUGACUCAAUGGAACUGCUUCCCCCAGAGUUGCCCCCCCGCAUCCCUAUUGAAGAGGGACCCCCAGCAGGGACAGUUCAUCCCCUCCCGGCCCCCUACCCGCCCCUGGACACUCCGGAAACAGCCACAGGGUCAUUCCUGUUCCAGGGGGAGUCAGAGGGACGUGAGGGGGACCAGCCCCUCUCAGGGUAUCCUUGGUUCCACGGGAUGCUCUCUCGACUCAAGGCCGCCCAGCUAGUGCUGGCCGGAGGCCCCGGCUCCCAUGGUGUUUUCCUGGUACGUCAGAGUGAGACAAGGCGGGGCGAGUAUGUCCUCACUUUCAACUUCCAGGGCAAGGCCAAGCACCUGCGUUUGUCGCUGAAUGAGGAGGGUCAGUGCCGGGUCCAGCACCUGUGGUUCCAGUCCAUUUUUGAUAUGCUCGAGCAUUUCCGGGUGCACCCCAUCCCUCUGGAGUCUGGAGGCUCCAGUGACGUUGUCCUUGUCAGCUAUGUCGUGUCCUCCCAGCAACAGCAGGAACCGAACACCUCCCAUGACCCACCCCAGCCCCCUGAACCCCCUUCAUGGACAGAUCCCCCACAUCCUGGGGCAGAAGAGGCGCCGGGGGCGCCAGAAGUGGCGGCAGCAACAGCCACAGCAGCCAAAGAGAGGCAAGAGAAAGAGAAAGCGGGCACUGGAGGGGUCCAGGAAGAGCUGGUCCCCGUGGUUGAGCUGGUCCCCGUGGUUGAAUUGGAAGAGGCCAUAGCACCAGGAAACGAGGCCCAGGGAGGCGCUGGAUCUGGUGGGGACCCUGGGGCAACCCCGAUGGUGCAGCUCCAGCAUUUACCACUAGGGGGCGAUGGAGAAGAAGGGGGCCAUCCCAGAGCCAUUAAUAACCAGUACUCCUUCGUGUGAGACACCCACCCUGCUUUUUCUCCACUCUUCUGGCUCCCUAGCCCUCAGUUCCUGAGACUGGGGCUGGGCUGGGACAUAGAGGAGCGGUAGGAAUCCCCUCCCCACAUGCUUCCUGACCCUUGACGGCCAAGGGCAUGUAUGUUGGUACAAGAAGAGGUUCAAGAGCCCUAUUAACUCCCCAGUUGAUACACUACAGGUGCCCCAUCCCCUGGGCAGGGGAUUCGGGCUCCAUUACCUCCCCAAGGGGCUCUUAUGGUCAGCCCCACCCCUGGGGGCCAUUUCCCCCAUUAACCACCCCCUAACCCAAGAAAGGGUGAGGGGGAAGGGCUGUCAGUUAUAUUAAGGUGGUUGUUGUUGUUGUUUUAAACAAAAUGGAGAAGCAUAAAUAAAUAAAAGGGUUUAUCUCAGUUCCAUCAUGAUGGCUGUGGCCAGUGUUUGCAGUGGGGGCUGGGAGGUGGGGGUCAGGAAGGCAGCCCACUCAGCGUUGUGAACUCCAGACCGGAGGGGCCGGAGGGCUGGGUCAGAUUGAGUCCCUGUGCAGUCGGCCCAUCGCUCCGCUGUGGGUUGUCCUGUUGGUCGAGUGGUAAGUGCAGAGCCAAACAGUGCUUCUUGGGGUUUCCAGCGAAGUUCUCUUAAUGGGACAGGAUUAUUAACAGCAGGAUUGAUGUUCUCCAAGGGCCUUUCCUGCUUUGAAUUCUUCAGUUAAGCCUUCCUAUCCUGGGGGAAAGCAGGCAGAGAAAGAUCAUGGGAGUGGGCCGGGGGCAUGGUGGCUGUGUUAGGAGAGAUUUAAUGUGGCAGCCACAGAGUGGCUGCAGAGGGGCCCAAGGGCAGGCUGACUGCCCUCCUUCCCAGAGCCAAGCUGGGAAGCUGGAGCAUGGAUGACCAAAAGCACUGUCUUCCAGUCGUGGCUUUGCCUCUCACUUGCUGUGAGGCCCGGUCAAGGUGUAGCCCCUCCAGGCCUCAGUAUCCUCAUCUGUAAAAUGGGAAUUUUCAUCUAGGUUGGAGCUGCUGACAUGAUUUGCUUGACCUGGAUAAUGUUCCCAUUGGAGUUCACAUAAAAGUUCAGAUUAUUGGCUUCUCAUGAAAAUCAGAAGACAGCCUCACAGAGUCUACCUUCUACAUCUGCUCCAUUCCCACCAGCCCACUUCACUCACAUGGUGUGCCUGGCUCUAUGGGCAUCUGAGUGCAGCAUCUUCCCUUCCUCCCACACUCCCCUCCUUAGACCCAGGCUCUGCUCUCUGAACUGAACUGUGGCUCUGCCCUGCUCCAAUGGAGGGCACCCCUGGGCUUCCUUUCUGGGGGUGGUGGGUGCCAACAAGGAGGAGCCAGGUUCUGAAGACUCUCACGUAUUUUCCUUGGCCCUCUCCCCUCCCUACCUCCAUCCAGCUCUGCCUCUUACCAUUCUGCCUCUCACUUUCCCUCCCAGGCAGCAUGGAGCCUACAUGCCCCUCAGCCUCUCCCCCCACCUCCAGGAGGCCCUACCCAUGCUUAUGACCUUGCUAUUCUGGGCCUUGUGUCCUGUUGGGAGAUGGACAGGAGACAGCUGGGCUCAUAGGCCACCCACGCUGGGGGCUAGCUGGGGGAAGCCUUCUGGCUCUCCUGGUUUUGUCUAAUCCCUGGGGCUCCCCCAAACCUUGGCUUCAGGAGACUGGGAAUAGAAUCGGCUUUGCAAAAAUGGGAUGGUUUGGGGAUCUGGGUGCUGUGUUCUCAAAGUGAGAUGGUGAGUGAAGGCUGUGGUGCUCUGGGGUAAGCAGGACCUGAUCCUCUCCUAAUCUAGCAGCAACUGUUGCUGUGAGGCUCCCCCCGCCCCCAAACCCUGCCAGCCUUCAGGGACUUGCCUUCAGAAGAUGAGUGGGGGAGGGGUAGGAGGAUUCCCUCAGCCCCCAAGAUUUGUGUCUCUUGGCUUAAGGAGCCUAAGAGACUACUACUCCCCUCUAAGCCUUUCCUUAUGAAUUGUUAAACUGAAGUUUGGAACUGGUCAGAGAUUGGCCAGGCUCUAUCUCUAUGUCCUUCAGAGCUAGGCCUCUACUGUUCUCAGCAUCAGCCAUCAGGCAGAAGAGGAAGAAUGUCUUCCAGCUCUGGGCUUGGAGACCCCCAGUGGGGGAGUCCAGGAGAGCGCCUUAUGUGCAGCCUUCCUCCAUCCCAGUUCACACCCCCAGCCUCCCUGAUGCUGAUCCUUUUGCAGUUCUUGGCUGGUGGCUUUCCCUCUCUGGCUUCAGUUUCCCCCUCUCGGAAGUUGAGGGAGGUAGAAAUGAAUAACCUUAAAGGGCCCCGUUGGCAGUGACAUCCUGUAAAUCCUGCCUCCUUUCCUGGCUUCUUGCUCUCAACUCUCUUGAAGCUGCGAUCUCUCCAGUCUUCUCCCCGUUCUCCAUGUUUGGGCAUUCCUGCUCCUUUAAGACAGUGCCCCUGUCACUCCUCCAGGUGGUGGUAGGGAGAAGCCAGCCAGCGCCAAAAAGCUUGGCAGAUGCUAAGCCUGACUCUGGCCUAAGAAAGUGGGUGCUGGGCCAGGUGGAGGUGCCUGUCAGUGUGACCCCCGACACUCAUACCCCAUUGUCUAAGCCCCCCCAAUCCCAGGUCACAGCAGGAUUUUGCUUCAGGGGAGGGGUUUGUUAGAACCAUGAAAAGGGGAAGGGAAGGAGCACGGUGUCCUCAACUCACCCUGGCAGCUGCCCCUCCCCCCAAGUCCAGGCAUAGGAAGGGAUGAGUAUGGGGGGAUAAAUCCUUAAGUUCCAUCUACCCCUGCUGUCCUACUCCCCAAAAGUAGGGCUUCCUUUCCUUUGCCCCGCUGUCUCCUAUGGCAUUGUCUGCUUAGGAACUUGAGCGCCGGAGAGGAAAACAGCCUUGAGAACCCUUUUAGUGGUCCAUGUUUCUCAUUGUUCAUCUCAGGAAACUGAGGCCUGGAGGGAGGAAGGACUUGAGACCAGGGUCAUGACGCUCCUUCUUCCCCUCGCUGACCUUUCACCAUUAUGCUUACUGAACCUCUCUCUUCUCUCUGCCCUCCUUUCCUCUGGCCUCACCCCAUGCUACCCUCCGUCUGCUCCUCCAGCAGCUGCCCUGGUAGUAAUCAAGAGACGCCCCCGUCCUGGAGUAGGGGUGGGGGUGGGGGGCUCAGACAGCUGCUUCUCUGAGGAAGCUGACACCAAGGCCAGCCGCUCAGCAACAACUUGUGGUUUUGCACCCAGCCCUGGGCCCCUGCUGCCCUGGCUGCUGCAUGCCUGCUCUCUGCUGUCCCCUUUUCCCACUGCUCAGACUUCCCUCUGACCCUGGCACCCCCGUCUCUGCUCUCCCAGCUCUCUUCUGUCCUCAUUUCCCCUAGACCUGACCCAUGCAUCUGCCUGCUCCCCAUUCCUCUGUCUGGAGCCUCGGUCAUACCCAGCUCACCCAGGCCUCUUUCCUGGAUGCCCCCUCCCUCAUGCCUCUUCUGGUGGGAUGCGCCCAGCACCUGAGCACAUGGCUCUGAUCCUCUCUCCCCUUGAGGACAGAUUCUUCACAGCCAGGGUGGAGUGCGGACCAUACAGUGGGGUCUGCCUUGAGUUAAAGAGAGCACAGUGUGGGAUGAGGUGACCCUCAUUUCAUGUCUUGGGGUGACCCCUGCCCCGAUCCUGAAACAUUUAUCCCUCCCCCUCUGCCAUCAGCACGUUCUGUAGCUUCUUGGGUUACCCUGCUGCUGGGGUAUCCCAUUUUCUUGGUGGGGGGGAUUCUUUGUCAGGGAUGGGGGGCCCUGAAGGCGAUGUUCCCAGAGGCCGAGUUAGAGCGAUGGGGAGGGGGAAGCUUGGGGGAGAGACAGACAGUCCUGGCUUUGCUCACCAGGGCCUGGACACUAAAUCCCUUGUUGUUGGCUUUAGCAACCUCUCCCUGGGGUAGGGUUACCAUCUUCUGCCCUAUCCCUUUGACCCUCUCCCCUCUUGACUUCCCCUUGUCCCUCUAGAGGCACUUCCUCUGGUCCCCAAAGGAUGUUCUCCUCUCUUCAAUCCCCUGAAGUUUGGAGGAUCUCUGCUGCCCUUUCAACAAAAUAGGCGAGGAAGAAGAAGACUGUGACAGUAGAAACAGGUCCAGGGUGGAUGAGACGGGAAGAGAGGUGCGAGGAAAGCAAAAGGCGAAGGCCUGAGAGGUGGAGCAUGCUUACGGGAAGAACUAGGGGCGUGAGUUUGGAAUAGGAAAUCCAGUGCAACUGAGGAAGUCAAAGCAAUUGGGGUCAGCAGCAGAAGACAGAGAGUGAAGUCUCUCCCUGCCCCCCCUGCCCCGGGGCUGGGGCCACCUUAGCUUCCCUCAUGAGUGACAUCUCAGGCUGCAGCCCCACUGUUCCCCCUCUGUCAGCAGAAAUAUCUCUCUCUUCUGAUCCCUCCUGCUGAAGUCUCAGCCAGCCAAUCCCUGAUCUGGAGGAGGGGGGAGCCUGCCCCCCCACUCUCUCAUAAGGACCAGCUGGGGGUUGGGGGGGUGGCCGGCUGCUGCAAGUGGGACUGGGUUAGAGCUUUGUGGAGGGAAGAAGAACCUGGGGGGGGGGCAGGAGAGAAAAAAGAAGAAACC